Bicyclus anynana (squinting bush brown) is the source of this 13710-nucleotide messenger RNA. RefSeq names its product carbohydrate sulfotransferase 4. Lineage: Eukaryota; Metazoa; Arthropoda; Insecta; Lepidoptera; Nymphalidae. Bases 394 to 1626 code for a protein of 410 amino acids. The record is from RefSeq and is a predicted model, not a curated record. Gene Ontology annotation, molecular function: N-acetylglucosamine 6-O-sulfotransferase activity. The transcript is spliced from 5 exons. Gene Ontology annotation, biological process: sulfur compound metabolic process; N-acetylglucosamine metabolic process.
CUACCAGAUUUAAUUUUGUGUGCGAGUAUUUUCAUUAUACGGAAUUGUGUUUUAUUAAAACUUUAUAGUUUUGAAAAAAAAAUUGUUUUUAAAUAUCUGCCAGUGCCAAAUGUCAUUGAGUUGAGGUGACGUUUAACGACAUUGACGUAAAACGAAAAAAAUUGACAACAGCUACAUUUGACAAUUAAUCUUUCAAAAUGGCGUUGAAGGUGCAAUGCGGUGUUUCCGCGGAAACGCGAAAGCUAGAAUCAUGAUUAAAAAACACCAAAUAACUUAUAAAAAAUGAUAGUGAUCGUGUGUUGGAUGUGUUUGUUUUAAAUUGAUUACCCAUUCUUACCCUGUGGUUUUUUCGUGAUCAGAAUUGAUCAGUUUCAGUCGUGUUUUUAAUUAGUAAUGUUGCGGCGAGUUAAUUUUUAUUCAAUAUGCAUUGCGUUCGGUCUCAGUGUUCUUUUAAUACUUGCUGGAAGUCGAUAUACAGAUAACACCAAUUACCGUCCAUCGGAGAGUCGCAGGAAUAUAAGAAACUUUCUCAAACCAAUCGAAGAUGUCGACGAGAGUUUGCUGCAGCCGAUCCCCACCAAUGCAGAUGACGGUACCCCUGACAUCGAUAAAAUAUUUGAUAGAACUCGUUUAAAAAUUAAACAUGAAUUAUGGAACUACAAUUUCACACAAUCCGGAGUUCAGAACCUUGAUGGUUUGCUCAUGGAGUCAGGGGGCCAACCUUUUAGGAGUUUGAUCAUAUCUACUUGGAGAUCGGGAACAACUUUUCUCGGGGAAGUUCUUAACGCUAUGCCAGGGAAUUUUUAUCAUUAUGAGCCUUUUUUAAACUUUGGCAUAGUCCAGAUAAGAGGCACUCCAGAGGCUGACAAGGCUUUGAAAACUAUUAAAAAGAUGUUCCAUUGUAACUUUGAUGGCAUGGAAGAUUAUUUUGAAUAUGGAAAAAGUCACUGGCAUCAAUUUAGCCAUAACACAAGACUGUGGGACCAUUGUAAAUAUAAGAAAGAAUUGUGUAUUGAUGCAGAUUUUACUUCCAGGUUUUGUAAGUUGUUUCCUUUUCAAAGUAUGAAAGUAGUACGUGUUAGGUUACGCCUUGUAAAGCAGUUGUUAGAAGAUAAAGAGCUUAAUCUGAAAGUAAUCCUAUUAAUAAGAGACCCUCGUGGUGUGAUGCAAUCAAGGCAGCACCGUAACUUCUGCCAGCCAGCACCAGACUGUUGGAAACCUGAACUACUCUGUGCCGACAUGAUCAGUGACUACGUAGCGGCUGCGAGACUCAAACAGGAGUACCCACACCGAUUUAUGGCUCUACGUUACGAAGAGCUGGCGCUAAAUCCAAACAGCACCACCUACGCGAUGCUGAAGUUCUUAGGCCUGGGUAUAACGCCGUCGAUCGACGAGUUUCUACACUCGCACACCAACGUCGAAGUUGCCGGCGUCAGUUCCACGUUCAGGGUGUCCCGCGAUGUGCCUUUCAGAUGGAAGAAUGUUCUAGAUUUUAACUACGUUGAUGAGAUACAGAUGACAUGCAAAGAGGCCAUGUCUCUGUGGGGAUACCGCAACGCACACAACGCCACCCACAUGACCAGCAAAGACUACAAUCCGCUCGACCAGUACUACCUUACGCAGUGAUAUCAUUUCGCCGAACAAUUUCGCCUAAUCACGUCUCGAACAAUUAGUUUUCAUGGAGCUCAUGUAUGGAGGUUAUUUUUUAGGUUACAACUCCAUUGUUUUCGUAAUACCAUAAGGUGAUGGACAAAGUUUGAAACUUUGAGUUAGUGUAAUAAGGAUGAAACAUUUUAUAGAUUUGUUUUGAUUUUUUAUAUUCUUUUAUAAUGUUUUUAUUUAAUCUAAGAAAAGUACAACGUGCGCUUUUAAUUUUUGUAUCUUUUUAAAUUAUUAAUGUUGUUUUAAGUUGCAAUAUAACAGUGAACAUAAAAUACAAGAUACAAGAAAAUUUUCCGAAGUUGUGAAGAUUUUUAGUUUUUUUUCUUACUAUAUGUUUUUUUGUAAAAUAUUUUAAAAGUUAGACACAUCAAUUUUGUCCAUCUCCUUCAAGCUGAUCAAAAAAAAUCUACUAAUUCAUAUAAAAAAAUCAAAAUCCACAUACUCAUUUAGAGCAUUAAAAUCGGGAAGAGAAUAAAAAGGCUUCAAAAAUAUUAGUAUUAGAAAGAAAAUGCUCGUAAAAUAAUCGUAACUUUUACUAUUUCCAAUGUAAGUACAUGACAUUGAAUUGAUAUUUUUUAUUACAUAUCGUAUAUUAAAUAGUUGUAUUACUUAAGUUGUUUUAGUCAUUGUUUUGAGGUUGAAUGUUAGCUGUAAUCGUUAGUUUAUUUUGUAAGACUGAAAAUAUCUUGUUUAUAACAUUUAUAAAGAUAGCGCGUCGCUAUUUGACAAAUGGCGUAAUAUUAAGCAUUAAACAAAUGGAGGACAGAACAAAUAUGAGGCUUUUGUAUGAUCUGUUUAACUUGAUAUUAUUUUUUAGUUGGGUACCAAGAUAUAUCAGAAAACGACGUAGACAGAAUAUGAAAUAGACGCUUGAUAGGCGUACUGUUGUCCGUCUAAAGCGAUUCGAUUUUUAUUGCAAUUUCUCAUCUUUACACACUACACUGAAUCAUUUUUUUUUAACUAACUGAUUAAUUUAUAAUUUGCUACUAGUUAAAGCUGUAAUUUAGUGCUCAAAAUUUCAUUUUUAUAUAAAGUAUAUAUUUUUUUAAUACAUAAAAGCAUUACAGUAUCACUGAAUGACAGUUGUCAAACUUGAUUUCUAGGCUGUCUCCUCUUCAUGUGUAAAAAAUCCUAUUAUUUUAUUAUCUUAUCAAACAGCACGGAGCACCAAAUAUCGAAUCGCCUGUCUCGUUACUUUACACAAUCCAAGCAUAAGUUGUUCUCUUUUUAAGUUAAUGCGACGGUUGUUAUCUAUGCGUCUAUUACUUUAUCUGUCUACGAACUGUCGUCCUGACGUCUCUGUGCUUAAUGAUUCUUUGUAAAGUUUUGCUGUUGCUAUCUAAUGCCAUCUCUCUCUAGUUCAUGUAAAUUUUGUGAAGACAAAUGAAACGGGUAUAAUACCGCAUUGCAGAUAGACAAUAUAGAGGUUACGUGAACCUACACUUACGCACUGCAACGCGUUAUCGAAUUACACCUGUUUGAAACAAAAUUAAAAAUAUUGCCUAACCAGAAAUAUAAAGAACCUGGUUUGGCGGCAAAACAGUGUUUUUAGCAGUCUGUGUUAGUAGUUAGAAAAAAAAGGAAAGUAGUUUUUUCGAUUAGCAUUAAUGGAAAAAAAUUACUUUCCAUUUUUCCACAAUGCAGUGAGGUUUUUUUUAUAUUUCUGAUCAGGCUAUAAAAAUAUAGGCGUAUAUUAGCGUCUCUGAAAUACUAAGUGUGCCAUAGUUUUAUAUGGCUGCUAGUCUACUUUUUAUUUGGCUUCCAAGGAAAAGUCGAUAUAUGCAGAAAAUGUUUACAUUCGUUUUAUUUGAAUAAAAAUACUUUAUGUUUAAGAACCAACUGUUUCAAAAUGCACGUUUGAGUAUGAGUUUCUAAACAUGAAAUAUACAUAGUCUUUUCAGAAAAACUUCAUUAUUGGUCAACUUUUAAUUUUUGGCGGAAAUGCGAAAGAAUAUAAUAUUAUAAUGGAAAAUUCGCGUGCAUUUUAGCUUAACUAAUGACUCGAGAAAGCGUUUAAGAUGACAACGUUUUGGUUCAAGUUUAUUUAUAUUGCAUUGUAUACCAGUAUUAUACAAAAUUAUGAAAAAAAAUAUAAAAUCUAAGAGGCAAAUACGAGUGAAAUAUUUUCUGCAUAUUUUGAACCACUCAGUCUUAUACUUAGAUAUUAUAACGUGUAUUCCUUUUUCAUAUCAUUCGUAUGCUUAAGAUAAGAUUUGUAUGAGAUUUGCACACGAUCGUGGAGUGAAAUGAUACGUAAUAAAAUCUUUUUAACAAAAAAAUUCAACCGACUUCAAAAUCAUAAAAAUAAACUAAAAAGCGAAAAAUAACAUCAUAUGUGCUACCUUCUGAUCACUUUAAGGCGGUGCCAAACCAGUGACUUAUUAAUUAAAGCCGUUUCUAAAAGAACCACGGGAAAGUGGACCAGGACGCCAUUUUUCUUGAAUAAUAUUGAAAAUUACUGAUGCGACGCUUUGUGUAUGUGACUCGAGAAUGUAUUCGUUUUUGAAUUUUGUAUUUGGAUCGGCUACGACGUGUUCCGUGCGUUCUAUCAGUUUAAUCUGUAGUUUAAAACGAGGUAAAUUGAAUUGGCGAUUGUAUCGAUUUAAGAUAAGUACACUACGAUAGCGUGCAAAUUUCGUAAAAUAAUAAAUGGUGUGGUAAAUGAUUGUUAAGAAACAGAGUGAGUGUUAUAUCAUAAUGUAAAAGAUGGACCAUUAGACAAUAGAGGUUAGAAAAUUGUUUGAACAUUGAGGGACGUAUUAAUUCGUUUAGGAUGACUUUUUAGCUAGUAGAUACGUUCGAUCAAUUUUCACUUCUUCCAUGUAAUUGCGUUUUUAAUUAGUUUAGCUUAGGCGAGUACUUGUUAGUUCUAGCACUCACGGAAUUGAAAUAUGUCGAUGCUUCCAAUAUAUAGACACUUUAUUGUACAUAACUAUAGUUAUUAUAUAUCUAUUUGCAAUAAUGACCCCUUUGCAAUAGAUGAAAGUGAUCAUUGUUACAUGAAUUUUAAUAUGCGAUGGGGUCAUAACAUAUGUAUGUACUCAUAUAUGUGACAUAAUACGUAUUUUUCGCUUCUGGCACACGAGAAUUGAGGCUUAUGUGAUAUUGACCAUAAUGGCAAAGCAAAGGAGAAUGUCCAAACUUAUGAUGAUAACUAUUGUAACAAAUCUUGAUCAGAAGUUACCUUUACAAGUGAAAUAUGUUGUUUAUAUAUUUCUAACCUCAAAGUAUAGACGAAAUCGUGGAAUUGAGCAUUUUUUUAAAUUCUUACUUCUUAUUGUGUUGUGUUUAUCACUCUUGCAAAAUUUUCACAAGUCUUUGGACAGGCUCCUUUGGUGCUAAAACACCAAAAUUUAAAAACGUAACUUUAUUGGUGCUUCAUCGCCGAGGCAACAAACGCGUAUGGAGUGUAAGAAUGUUAUUAAAAUGAUCAGAUACUUUUAAGUUACCUCCUUGACAGUUAGUAAGGAUUAUAGAGAAUCUAUAAGAGCUGGUACCUACUAGUAUUUUUUAACUAUUUUUUUUUUCUUGGGUUUUUAAGAAAUAUUGCUAAUCCCCGUGAAAAACUGCAUCUUUGGGAGGUGCAACAUGCUUUGACAAUGUUAUUGUGUUGUUUCCUAUAUACCUGAGGAUCUAUCUAUCUAGAUGACAUUGUCGAACCGAAAAUUUCCCGUAUUUACGUCUGUUUCCAUUAAAAUUAUUACAAAUAUGAGAUUUUAAUUUCAGUGUAUAAGUUAUAUUACUAAAUAUUUCUGCUCAAUAUUAUCGAUUCUCUAACAGGGUACGAGUUUGUUGCCUCCCAUAAUGCAUAAAGUAACCAUUUGUAAAGAUUCCUAAUAGUGUAAAUGCGUAUUCGCGUAGAUUUAAAUCGAUUCCACAUAUAUACAAGGAGAAUAACGUUUAUGGGUAAAUGUAAUCUCCGUCCAUUGAUAAAGUUACUAACUGUGACAAAUAAACGUGUUUAAAAUAGCUGGUUAUAUUACACAGUUCCUUCUAUACACACACAUGUUUGCGUAUAACGAGACGCUCGACUAGAUUCUACACGACACAAUUACUUUGUUUCUAUAACUAUAACGAAAAUCCUAAUAUAAAUUGCUCGUCUCAAUAAGAGCUUUAGACUCUUCUUCUUUCCUGGGAGUUUAACGAGACUUUACAUUCUACACGACACAAUUACUUUGUUUCUAUAACUAUAUAGAAAAUCCUAAUAUAAAUUGCUCGUCUCAAUAAGAGCUUUAGAUUCUUCUUCUUUCCUGGGAGUUUAACGAGACGACAUUCAACACGACACAAUUACUUUGUUUCUAUAACUAUAUAGAAAAUCCUAAUAUAAAUUGCUCGUUUCAAUAAGAGCUUUAGGCUCUUCUUCUUUCUAAGAGUUUAACGAGACUUUACAUUCUACACGACACAGAUACUUUAUUUCUAUAAAGAAAAUCCUAAUAUAAAUUGUUCGUCUCAAUAAGAGCUUUAGAAUCUUCUUCUUUCCUGGGAGUUUAACGAGACUUGACAUUCAACACGACACAAUUACUUUAUUUCUGUAAAGAAAAUCCCCUAAUAUAAAUUGCUCGUCUCAAUAAGAGCUUUAGAUUCUUCUUCUUUCCUGGGCGUUUAACGAAACUCUUGACAUUCUACACGACACAAUUACUUUAUUUCUAUAAAGAAAAUCCUAAUAUAAAUUGCUCGUCUCAAUAAGAGCUUUAGACUUCUUCUUUCCUGGGGGUUUAACGAGACUCUUGACAUUCUACACGACAAUGAUUUUAUUUCUAUUAAAGAAAAUCCUAAUAUGAAUUGCUCGUCUCAAUAAGAGCUUCGACUCUUCUUCUUUCCUGGGAGUUUAACGAAACUCUUGACAUUCAACACGACACAAUUACUUUAUUUCUGUAAAGAAAAUCCCCUAAUAUAAAUUGCUCGUCUCAAUAAGAGCUUUAGAUUCUUCUUCUUUCCUGGGCGUUUAACGAAACUCUUGACAUUCUACACGACACAAUUACUUUAUUUCUAUAAAGAAAAUCCUAAUAUAAAUUGCUCGUCUCAAUAAGAGCUUUAGACUUCUUCUUUCCUGGGGGUUUAACGAGACUCUUGACAUUCUACACGACAAUGAUUUUAUUUCUAUUAAAGAAAAUCCUAAUAUGAAUUGCUCGUCUCAAUAAGAGCUUCGACUCUUCUUCUUUCCUGGGAGUUUAACGAAACUCUUGACAUUCAACACGACACAAUUACUUUAUUUCUGUAAAGAAAAUCCCCUAAUAUAAAUUGCUCGUCUCAAUAAGAGCUUUAGACUCUUCUUCUUUCCUGAGAGUUUAACGAGACUCUUGACAUUCUACACGACAAUGAUUUUAUUUCUAUUAAAGAAAAUCUUAAUGUAAAUUGCUCGUCUCAAUAAGAGCUUUAGACUCUUCUUCUUUCCUGGGAGUUUAACGAGACUCUUGACAUUCUACAUGACACAAUGAUUUUAUUUCUAAAAGAUCCUAAUAUAAAUUGCUGGUGUCAAUAAGAGCUUUACUCUGCUUCUUUCCUGGGCCUUAACAACUACAACGGACAACUUAAACGCCCAAGUGCGGAACACUUGGGCGUUUAAGUUGUCCGUUGUGCGUAAAACUUUGGAUUAUAAUACACUGCAUGGUAAUGCUUAGCACAUACAAAGGAAAGAAGAAUGCUUAUGACAUACCCAAACAGGGAUGCAGUUAUUAACCCCAGUAGAAGGCCGCACUCAAAAAUUAAGACGGCUUAAGGUUUAUACCACACGUAAUAGACUCUGAAAGGAAUCUUAACUCUAUCGCCUUAUGUCAUUUAUAUUUAACUUGAACUUUUAUAUGCUAGUAUUUACCAUGAGAGUUCUAUGAAAUGGUAGUGCUAAUAUUUAUAGGCUAUAGUACCUAUUUAAAAUAUGAUUAUUCUGAGUUAUUUGUCACAAAUGAAAGCAAUAAUGAACUUUAAUAAUGCCUUUUAUUCCUUUAAAGUAUUUUAGAAUUUAAAAUAUCAUAAAAUUAGAUAGUUCAUCUAAUUCUAAUACUUCAUAAUUAUUUUAUUCGUGAUUUACAAUAUAAAAAAAUACCUAACAUACGUUAUCAUAAUAAAGAACACGAUCUGUGAGUUGAAGUUAAAAUAAUCUCUUUACUAUUAUCUCCUAUAUACUAAAUCUCUGUAAACUUAAACCAUAGGUUUCUGCUGUACUUAGGUUUAUCACGUAUUCUUAGAUAUUUCAACAUGCCGCGUUCUCCCUCGUCACUUCGUCACGGAAUAAAAUGCGCGACUCGACAUAUGUCGUGAAAGAAAAAAUACACCACCAGCACUCCACCAUUCGCGACCGGACCGAAAAUAUAGUUCUCUCUUUAGUCCCAUCGCAACGAAAGAGACAGCGAUAUUUCUGGCUCGACAAUGUCUUUUACUUUCUAGAAAUAUGUUCUGUCGCGCAUCUAAGACCUUACUGGCCUGUUGUUCGUAACGUUUUUGAAUAUAUGCUUUAUAAUAAACUUGAGAAUUUUAAAUUUAUUUAAUUGAAACGAUUCAAUUAUUUAUUAUCAGUUGUUAAAAAUAGGUGCAUACAUAUAUGAUAUAAUUUUAUUUAUGAAAGUUAAUAAUAAAAGUGGUUAUCAUCGUCUUAUACAAAGAAACCUUACGAACAGCGCGUCACGUGAAAUAAUUAUUAAAUUAUAAAUAAUAUGCUCAGAUAUCAUAUCUCAAAGACGCCUAUAUGCGUAUACGUUUAAUCUCUUCGCAAACAUUAGCACUUAGGAUUGGACUGUCAUGAAAUUUUAUAUAAAACAAAUAAAUAUAUAUUUAAGGAUGCGUACAUUGGGAUAUUUUAACUUAUAUCCAAUACUAUUCCACUCUUAUUUCUAAUGGGAGCAUAGAAAAAUCUAUUAUUGAAUAAUUAUCCAAGCAAUAGUAGGUUUUAUACAAGAAGGCUAGCUCAGUCUAAUAUUUUGCAUAGAUAGAUGCAAUGCACAAAGAAAGGUGCAAUUAAAUGCUAUCAAACGAAACUAUAAGUAGUGAGAAAUCAAUAAGUGCACUUGACUAUAAGGCAGUAAUUAGGAAUUUUAUUGAGUCGAUAUCUAUAGUAUAUAGCGUAAGAUUCUAGGACCUUUUAGUUUCGUGUGAUGGUUUCAUAAUAGUUUGUGUAAACCUUAUUGUAUUAGGUAUGUUUAUAUAGGUAUUACACCACAAUACAGUUUACUAGUUUGGUACAUUUUUUUUUUGGAGUUACCAAUCUAGUAAACUGCAUUUUCUUAACCAUAUUGUUUAUCUCGCGACAUAACUAUGUGCGAGGUGGGGUUAGAUCUAGACCAUCGCUGAAAGACGGUUUAUUAAACCCUCGUCAUAUUUUUUAAUUAUUCGUCAAAAAUGACAGUGUUUUUGACGUUUGAAAAAAUUGAUUAAAAACUUGAUUUUUUAAUCAAGUUUUCUAUGACAUCCUUAAUAUCAAUCGAUAUAUAUCGAUAUAUCCUUAAUAUAUCGAUAUCAAUUGACAUUACUGAUUAGGUUAUUUAAUAUCGAUAUAUUUCCGACCUUUAUUGAACCAUUGACCAUGUAAUACACGAAAUUAAUAUUGUUUAUAUUAAAUUUGUUAUGAGUCAACUAUCCUACUAUCUUGCCCUACCACUGCUUGUACGUGAAUUCUGUUGUUUGUUUUACAAAUUCUCGUAAUCUAUGUGUUUACCCAGUUUAUUGUCUAGUAAUUUAUACAUAAAUAAUAAUUUACAUAAGACAACAUUCAAAUACAAAGUGUACAUUAAUUAUAAUGUUUUAUUUAGUUCAUAGGUAUGCUAUAGGUCAUUAUGUAUUCACCUCUUCUGUAUUCGCUAUGAAUACUCUAAAUACCGGGCUAUAUAAACGUAGGUUAAAAAAAUAUUUUGACUGGCUCAAUAAGAUUGUUAUUAAAUAUUAAAUAAUAGACUUAAGGAAGAUAUAAAAUUUCCUAUGCAUGGAAUACAUUUUUGACAUUACUAGAAACUUAUUAUAUUGGGCAAAUUAAAUAUUCUUUUUUUUUAAUUUGAGGUAGAGUUUUGUGUAUUCUGUACACAGGUAAUUUUAUGUCUCUGGGGAUAUAAUAUGUUGGGUUUUGGGUUUAGUCCGAGAGACUUUUGCUACGAAACGGUAGCACAAUUUCGGUCAUUCAGACUUAAAACCGAACUUAUUACUAAAGAGAUAGGUGACAUAUUACUAUAGCACUGAUAUACGAUUCGUCUGGUUGCCUUAUGCUAUAAUAAUAUGCUACUAUUUAUACAAUAUUGCUUAAAAUUUUACACCUAAGUCAAUCAACGCCAUCAAUUACUAGUUAAGAAACAUGCUUCCUGAUAGAUCUGACAAUAUAAAGUAUUCUGUUAUGCCUUAUCGAAGUAGUGUUACAUUAAGAUAUAUAAAAAUUGCAUGCUAAUGAAUAUAUUGUAGAUAAUGAAUUACUCGCAGUUUCUGAAAGGCUGAUUAAAAUUUAUCAAUGAUUUUAGAAUUUACACCAAUGAUCAAGGUAGCCAGGUUCUCGAAUGUGUGUAGAUUUUUUUACCUGGCAACUAAGUGGGCAUAUUCACAUUCACAGUAAUGUUUGUUUAUGAAGUGAUAAACGUGACGUAGCCUUAAAAAGGCGCUGGAUUUGAUAUCUUGUGUUUCUUCAUAGACAUAAUGUGUUAAGUUGCCAUGUAAAAAUAAUUUUCAUAUUCAUAAGCGUUUGACAAUUAACUGGCCAAAUGUUACAAUUGUUUAAGGAUUAAAUUAAUUAAACAAUGUACAAUGUACUAAUCAUUUUUUCUAAUAACCGUUUUGUGUGUGAUUAACUAACUGUUGAUUUGCAUUCCGCGUUUCUGAAACUGGGGGUUGUGAUAAUAAUUUACAAUGAUAGUGGCUCUGUUUCAUAAAAAUCACAGUUCGCCAUGCCAAGGGUCAUAUCAUACGCACAAUUUUUACCAUUGUAUAGGUAAAUGAAGCCUUAACUAAAGUAACGCAUAGGAUAGUGUUAGAAUUUGAACAACGAUUUUUUAUUAGUAUUUGCAAAAUAUGUUAUUUUACGCCCUAAAUAUAGUAUCUACUCAUAUAAUUAUGUAUUCUUAAAUUUUUUUUUCGAAUAAAAAUUCAAUAAGUAACAUAUUAAAAAAAUUAUAUAUACUCGUAUCUCCAGUGACUUGCCAUGUAAGACAGUAAAUUCUCUUUCACAGUUAGGAAAUCAAGUAUUUUCGUGCCUUUGAUUAAGUACAGUAUUUAAUGGCAGUAGGUAUGAAAAAACUGUCUGCUUUGCGAAUUAGGUACUUUACUUACCUAUAACUUUACCCUUAUCAAUCGUUUAGCCUUGUGUUUAAAAUAUUUGGUAUAUUCGAACCAACGAAAUUAAAUAAAUAUAUAAUUUAUUAUCGAUCACUUCGACUUCAGAACUGCUAUAAUGAUCAAUGCAAUACAUCUUUUUUGUAAACGAAUUAAACGUUUAUUAGGUACCUAGAUUUUUUUAUUUAUAAUUACUUUUUAGUAUCAAAAUAUACGAAAUGCUUUAUUAUACGAAUAUUGGUGAUUCUCUGAAUUAUUCUAUCCCUAAUUACUAAUGUAAUAAGUAGCUUAAGUAUAUAUACUUCGAGAUAGCAAUUCCAAUUUCCAUUGUGGUUUUAAGUCAAAACCUUAGGGAACUUUUACGUUUUUGAUCAAAAUAUAUUUUUUAUUUGUGUUAGUCUUUAAUAUAAUUUAAUUUUGGAAUAUCUUAAUGUAAAUAAGAUUGAAGUUUAUUUUUCUUAAUUCGAAGUUGUAGCGCAAAUCAAAGUUCGGCUCAAAGAAGAUAGUUUGUAGUAGGUACUCGUUGUUUUAUCAGGAUUGACGUAAAAUUAAAAUUACACAAUGCUCGUGUGUGAACUUGCCUAUAAUCAAUGUCAAAUUAUGUUUUAUUUUAUUAAAUAUUGAUUAUUAUUAUUUGGCAUACAUCGCGAAACACUGUUUAACAAUUUUGGUUGUGAUUUCUGUUAAAUAUCGCAGGAAUUCAAAAUAAAUAAUGUUCCAUUUAUACGAGUAUAUUAUGUUUCCUAAAAUACUACAAAAUGUUCCUAAUAAAAAAUAGGUUAUUUUAAUAAGUAAAUAUAUGUUGAGAAAUAACAUACAGCAAUAAUUAUAUUGAAACCAUUAGUGGAAAGAGUUAUUAUUGGUCUAAAAGUGCUGAUAGACCUGAGCAUUCUCUUCUAACAGAAAAUCGAACAUUCGCCGUUUUUAUAUUUGUUGAACUGAACAACAAGCCGAGCCAAGCAUAGAGUCAAACAUUGGUACGAACAUCUUGAGAAUUCUAGCGAACGCUCUAUUCGAUGCUCGUCGAAACGAUGACAGAAGCUUGGCUCGGCAAAAAGCUACAAGCCAUUCUGCUCGCUAGAAUCAAUCAAUCAAUCAAUUUAUUUAUUUGCAGAUACAUGCAUUAUAUAUAUACAGGUGGUCGGUAAAUGUAUCUUGCCAAUUUGGCAUGCAAAUUAUUUAUUAAGUAUUUAAUGAUUCAAAUGUUAAUUUCACCAUUUAAAAUGUUCUCGUAUUUUUUUGUGAUGUCACAUUCGCAAGAAUGCUCAUUACAAGUGAAUGCUCAAGUCUAUCAGCACCUUUAUAAUACAUAGUUCUUGGUUGGUCAACCGCUAUAGCCAAGUGGUACGAUCGCAAACGCUUCGAAAGCUAGAAAAAUAUAUAGGAAUGACAUUUGCUAGCGACAGGUCACGUGAUCAAGAUCUGUCAUUCCGAUACAUUGGGGCUACAGGGGCUGGUAGUUUGCACUAUCAGCUGUUUUCAAUAACCUAUCUUAACAACUUUGAUAAUGGUCAAUAUAAACUGUGUUGCUAACCCAACUAUUGCAGAUAGCUAAUGGACCCGGAGAGGUUAAAGUCUGACCGUUCUGAGUACCUACUUACUACUAAGAAUGUAUUUAGCGGAUUUAACUUUUGAAGUUGGGUUGUAUUUAUUUGUAUGUAUAAACAUACAAAUAUUUAAUUAGCCCUACGAAUAAACUGAAUAACACCAAUUAGGUAUAUUAUAUUCACGAGAACAUAUAUAUUAUAUUAACUUGUUUGUAUCUGCAAAAUGCAAAAUAUCUGAUUUUUAUUGAUUUAUUUUGAUUGAUUGAUUAUAUUCGAAGUUUAUAUCUGUAAUAAUAGUUAUAUAUCCGACUUAGAUGAAAUUCAGCUCGAUUAACUUAGUGUCGUCAUUCCGUCAAUCCAAUAAUAGGGAAUCGCAAAAAUGCCAGACCAAUUGAAAUUCACUAUAACUUUGACGUUUGCUACUGACUUAUGUCCUAUACUAAAUUGAGAUUUUAUGUACAAAUGUCAUCCGGUGCUUACUGGUGGAUAUCAUCAGUAGGUAGAAGACAUUUUGUCAAUUGAUUUGAUGUAUAAUAGGUUGAUAAUAAAGACAGCCAGCAAAUGUGGAUUUCCUAACAACGUACGAAGAAUAAUAUUACUUUUAAAGUAAAUAACUUUGGCAGCAAAGUAUUGUCUUCUUUGUCUACAGAUGUAUUUUAAAAUAUCAAAACUGGAUUUUGGAAAUAAUAUUUUUAUGUGUUUUUUUUUAAUUUCACGUCAAUUUCUUUCGUCUGUUAUUUUUAUGACCAGAGCUGUGACUGGCUGGACCCAGUGUAGUUUUUGUAUCAUAUCACUAUCAUAUCAUAUUAUAUAUAUAUAAAAAAUAUCAUUGUUUUCUUCACGUAAGAUUUGCUUGAGCUUCGAAUAUAUUUUAUGAGUAUAUUAGAAUUAAAAGUUUGGAUGUAUUAUGUUUCAAGAAACGUUAGAAAAUUCGGUAUUAUGAAAACUUUAAUUUAUUUUUGAUUUAAAUGUAAUGUUAUAGAUAAUAUAUUGUAAUGGUUUUAAUUAAUUAUACUUGUGAAAUGAAAAAAUAAACUAAAGCAAUAAUAAAAGAUCUGCAUCGGCCCAAGUUACGUAAUUAGAAAGGGAGGUAGAAUUAAGGGUAGCCUUAUUAGAAUAAGAGUUAAGGUUGAUCGAAACUGACGAAUGUUGAAAGUUUUACUCGUAGAAGAUUAUAGCACGGCCAGCGUUAUUGUCGCAUACAAUGUAUUAUCUUUUUUAUUUGAAGUUAAAUAAAGUUAUGGGUCUAAGUUCAGACUGA